GUCAGACCUUAUCAUACGAUGAGAACGGGUUACUCCAGGUCCGCUGCUAACCGUACAACUUACCAUCCUGAUUGACUCAUCUACUGAUCAAUCCAACAUCCUUUUUAGUAUCCUUGAACAACCUACUGCUGAUAACACCAUGAGUCUAGAAGCUUCCUAUAUAUAUGGAACCUCACCUCGGCCAUUUGCUAUACAAACUGGACCAUCGCAUUUACUGCCAUGAUGACCAGUACCUCCAACCCGCCAACUAACUUCUCUAUCUUAACCGCCCGCCUUAACAUCACCUACUUCGACCCGACCAGCCCAUCUCACAGCGCCUUCCUCGCUCACCUCUGGAACACACCCGACUUCAUCGCCACCAACGGCAAAACCUCCAUCACAGACAGCCAUUCCGUCCAGACCUUCAUUCAGACCCGGAUCAUUCCCCAAUACACCUGCAAAGGAUUCGGCCUCCUCCUCUUCAACUUCAGGCCUAUAUCCAAUCCACGUCAUGAAAACACCCUUCCGAUUGGCACCAUAAGCCUCAUGCAAGGUGACCCACCAAAUCGCUACUCUGCACCAGACAAUGGAUUUGCUAUUCUUCCAGACACCAAGGGCGAAAAUACGCGACUGAGGCAGCGAAGGCGGUCAUUGAGUACGUGCAACGCAAGUGGAAUGUGCAGGGGGUGUUUGGGUUUUGUGCGCCGGGGAAUAUGCGUAGUCGGAGGGUGUUGGAAAAGAGCGGCCUGGAGUUCAGGGGGGUGAGGAAGUUGAGGGUGUUCGGGGGGAGGGAGAGUGCAGUGUUUGCUUUGGUGAAAAUGGAGGAGGAUUUGGGGGUUUAUGGGAUUGAUACAUAGAUAGAUAUAUUGAAGGAUGGAUGCUGUCAGGGUGCGGGCUGGCGGUAUUGGUAGGACAGUAGCUCAAGCAGGGGACAGGAGGAGACUGGGAAUAGGCGGGCUAACUACAGUCAGACUAUAUACAGAAAAAUAGAUA
This is a messenger RNA of Aspergillus vadensis CBS 113365, 972 nucleotides long. RefSeq lists its product as uncharacterized. The record is from RefSeq and is a predicted model, not a curated record. The coding region runs from base 220 to 744 and encodes 174 amino acids. The transcript has a single exon. Lineage: Eukaryota; Fungi; Ascomycota; Eurotiomycetes; Eurotiales; Aspergillaceae.